UAUGGAACCCAACUUAAACCGAACCAGAAAUAUAAGGAACGUUAGGUGAACGCGAACGGUUCUGUCCAAACCGGAUCUUAACCUGUUUUGAUUAAACGCUAUAUUUAAUCAAUGCCCUUCUUCUCCAUCCACUCUCUCAGACAGACAUACAUACUCCUCCAAAUCUUCUUCUACUUUCAGGUUUGUGAUUGAAGCAUGGCUGCUCCAGUGCCUCCAGGAGCACAAAGACCAAACAAUCCUCAAAACACCGCUCCUCCAAAUUCUCUAGCUGCCAACAUGCACAACUUGAACAUUCUCCGCCCGCCUCCUCCCAUGCCUGGUUCUGGUCCUAGACCAUCUCCUCCUUUUGGUCAGCCACCACCACAACCUUAUCCUCAGUCAGCUCCUUCCUACGGUGUCCAACAACAACAACCACCACCUAGGCCUUCUCCUAUGCCGAGGCCUGGACCUCCUCCUCCUGCAUUGACUAGACCAGGUGGACCACCUCAGUUGUCCCAACCUGGCGGCAUUCCCUUUGGGAGACCUAGUGGUCCACCUUCUAGUCAGCCACCUUUCGGCUCUAGACCCCCUGGUGCUUUCCCAGGUCCACCUGGAGGUGUAGCUGCACCUCCUCCUUCUGGACCACGCCCGGUUGGUUUUGGUUCACCUCCACCUAUGGGACCUGGCAUGUCCAUGCCUGGUGGUCCCGUGACUAAUGGGCCUCCUCCGAUGAUGACUCCUGGUGGUCCGGGUCCUAUCCCAAAUGGGCCUCCCAUGAUGGGUCCAGGGGGGUUUCCCAGAGGAUCUCAGUUUCCAGGUGGUUCUAUGAUGGGUCCACCACCUCCAUAUGGACAGCCUCCCAAUGCACAUUCUCUCCCUGGAGGUUCACCAUUAACUUCGCCUCCUGCUCAUUCAAUUCCUCCCCCAACAACUUUUCCUGGUGCCCCUUAUGCCAUGCCAGGAGGCUUUCCUUAUGGAUUGCCAGCACAGCAGCAUCCUUCUGCUCCUGGCACCCCUGGUUCUAUGUAUGGCAUGGGUCCAGUGCCAAAUCAGUCGAUGACCACUGUGUCUGGCCCCUCGAAGGUUGAUCUUAAUCAGAUCCCAAGGCCAGGUUCAAUCUCAGGUCCAAUCAUGUAUGAAACUCGCCAGGAGAAUCAGGCUAAUCCUCCACCUCCUACUACUGUUGAUUAUAUUGCUAGAGACACUGGAAACUGCAGCCCACGUUACAUGAGGUGCACAAUCCAUCAGAUCCCAUGUACUGUUGAUCUUCUUUCUACAUCUGGUAUGCAACUGGCGUUAAUUAUCCAACCGCUGGCGCUUUCUCAUCCCUCUGAAGAGCCUAUCCAAGUUGUGGACUUUGGUGAGAGUGGCCCUGUUAGAUGCUCACGUUGUAAGGGAUACAUCAAUCCUUUCAUGAAGUUCGUUGACCAAGGAAGGAAGUUCAUUUGUAACCUGUGCGGAUACACUGAUGAGACUCCCCGUGACUAUCAAUGUAAUCUGGGUCCAGAUGGUAAACGUAGGGAUGCUGAUGAAAGGCCUGAACUGUGUAGGGGAACUGUUGACUUUGUUGCUACAAAAGAAUAUAUGGUACGAGAUCCAAUGCCAGCAGUGUAUUUCUUCCUCAUUGAUGUAUCAAUGAAUGCGAUUCAAACAGGUGCAACUGCAGCUGCUUGCAGUGCGAUCCAGCAAGUCCUCUCAGACCUUCCUGAAGGGCCUAGGACAUUUGUUGGAAUUGCCACAUUUGACUCAACAAUACACUUUUAUAAUUUGAAGCGUGCACUGCAACAGCCGUUAAUGCUCAUUGUUCCUGAUGUUCAAGAUGUUUAUACACCUUUAGAAACAGAUGUCAUUGUUCAAUUAUCUGAGUGUCGUCAACACCUAGAGAUUUUGCUGGAAAGUAUCCCAACAAUGUUUCAGGAAAGUAAGAGUCCUGAAUCUGCUUUUGGUGCAGCAAUUAAGGCUGCAUUCUUAGCGAUGAAGAGCACUGGAGGAAAGCUGAUGGUGUUUCAAUCAGUUUUGCCCUCUGUUGGCAUCGGAGCACUUUCUUCUAGAGAAGCCGAUGGGAGGGCUAAUGCCUCUGCGGAUGAAAAGGAGGCCCAUAAACUACUACAACCCGCAGACAAAACCUUAAGGACGAUGGCUAUUGAAUUUGCUGAAUACCAGGUCUGUGUAGACUUAUUUAUCACAAGUCAGGCCUAUGUUGACAUGGCUUCAAUUUCCGACAUUCCAAGAACUACUGGAGGACAGGUUUAUUGCUAUUACCCUUUCUCAGCUCUUUCAGAUCCACCCAAGCUCUACAACGAUCUGAGAUGGAAUAUCACUAGGCCUCAGGGUUUUGAGGCUGUUAUGCGAGUUCGAUGUAGUCAGGGUAUUCAAGUGCAAGAAUACUCGGGGAGCUUCUGUAAACGCAUACCAACUGACAUUGAUUUACCUGCGAUUGACUGUGACAAAGCUGUAAUGGUGACAUUAAAGCAUGAUGACAAGCUACAAGAUGGAGCUGAAUGUGGUUUUCAGUGUGCUCUUCUGUAUACGACCAUAACUGGAGAAAGAAGAAUUAGGGUUAUUAACUUAUCACUCCCUUGUACAAGCAUGCUAAGCAACUUGUUCCGCUCAGCUGACCUUGAUUCCCAAUUUGCUUGUAUGCUGAAACAAGCGGCUAAUGAGAUCCCUACCAAGGCACUUUCAUUGGUGAAGGAGCAAGCAAUUAGUAGUUGCAUCACCGCACUCAGCUCUUAUCGUAAAUUCUGUGCUACCGUUACAUCAGCUGGACAACUUAUUCUUCCUGAAGCACUCAAGCUGUUGCCCCUAUAUACUCUCGCCUUGACCAAAGGUGUUGGAUUACGGUCGGAUGGGAGAAUUGAUGAUCGAUCAUUUUGGAUAAACCAUGUGUCAUCAUUAUCUACUCCUUUGGCAAUUCCGCUAAUUUAUCCAAGGAUGAUUGCUGUUCAUGACCUUGAUACAAAGGAUAAUGAAGAAACCGUAGUUCCUUCUCCUAUCCCAUUGACAAGUGAAGACCUUCGUGACGAUGGAGUCUAUUUUCUCGAGAACGGUGACGAUGGUUUGAUUUAUGUUGGGGAGUCAGUAAACUCAGAUAUCCUGAUGAAGCUCUUUAAUGUUCCUUCAGCUGCUGACAUUCCAAGUCAGUAUGUGCUGGAGAAGUAUGAUAAUCAGCUCUCAAAGAAGUUCAACGAUGUGGUGAAUGAAAUUAGGAGGCAAAGAAGUUCUUACCUACGCCUUAAAUUGUGCAAGAGGGGAGAUCCAACAGGAAUGUUGUUCUUAUCGUAUAUGGUUGAGGACAGGACAGCGGGUGGGCCCUCGUACAUGGAUUUUCUGGUUCAGGUUCACCGUCAAAUCCAAGGCAAACUGAAUUGACUAGUCUCUCAUGUCUCCUCCGUUUUGUGUCUUCAAAAGCUUUAGAUUAGCAGCGGACUUAAAAAAGAAAAGAAAAAGGAAAGACAAUCUUGUUCCUUUGUACAUACUUUUGGCUGGAAACUUCAUUUUUAUUCUUCAAGUUCCUGUGUGCUUGAGAAGUUAUUUAUUCAAAGGAAGAUAGAAAGAGGGAGGAGAGAGACAGAGCAUGUGGUUUUUUUUUGUCUUUUUGCGCCUCUCUUAUUUAUACAAGAAGUCUUUUUUGUGGUGGUACUUAAAAGAGGUUAUUUUAAUUAACUUUUUUAGACAGUAUUUUGCGGUUGUAACCCUAUAUUUUUCUGCUAACUUUUACUGUUGCAUUGCAUCAGCUUGAAUGAACAAAGCAUUUUGCA
Molecule: messenger RNA, 3740 nt
Organism: Brassica rapa (field mustard)
Lineage: Eukaryota; Viridiplantae; Streptophyta; Magnoliopsida; Brassicales; Brassicaceae
Product: protein transport protein Sec24-like CEF
Biological process (GO): intracellular protein transport; endoplasmic reticulum to Golgi vesicle-mediated transport; COPII-coated vesicle cargo loading
Cellular component (GO): COPII vesicle coat; endoplasmic reticulum exit site
Molecular function (GO): SNARE binding; zinc ion binding
Source: RefSeq, a predicted model, not a curated record